Molecule: messenger RNA, 666 nt
Organism: Mercenaria mercenaria
Lineage: Eukaryota; Metazoa; Mollusca; Bivalvia; Venerida; Veneridae
Exons: 2
Coding region: 1-666 (221 amino acids)
Source: RefSeq, a predicted model, not a curated record
AUGUCAACAUACAGAAUGAAAACCAAGGAAGCCGCCAGAUCUUUGAAAAAGGUCGUAGAUUCAAUCGCUGUCAUUGAAUGUGAAAACAGCGCAGAAUCUGACGUAGCUAUUUUCUUAGAUUCUUCAGUAACAGUCCAACAGUACAGCGCAAGCAUUGACGCAGUUAUUCACAUCAUUGACGUCAUGAAGCGGUUUGGUGUCAAUGAUACACGUUUAAGCGUGUCAUCAUUUUCCGAUUCUAUAAAUAGUAUCAUAGGAAUGGGCGAGACAUAUAAUAAAGACGCCAUCAAGGGUAGGCUCAACAUGAUCCCCCAUUCAAAAGCUGUUCGGGUUCCAAUGAAUACGUUAUAUAAGCAUGCCAGAACGCAGAUUUUCAACAACAGCGUUUCAAGACAAAAUGCAAAGAAGUUCUUGAUAAUAUUUACAAACGGCACCGUGAAUGCCAACAACAAGAGCGACCUUGAAAGAGAGAAAUCGUUGUUAGAAGCUGAAGGUGUUAACAUUAUUGCAGUCGGCAGUGGAGAAGAUGCGAAUUUCGGUGGAUUGAUUCAGUUAGUGACGGAUACCUUUGAUGUAUUCGUUACUUCUAAAGACUUGCCGCUGAGCAAUCUGGAUGUUUUACAGUCUGAGUUUGUUUAUAAUAAAUGUGACCUUAAAGGUGAAUGA